UUCAUGUUGGACACUCAGUGUUCUCCAAAGACGCCAAACAGCAAGGACGGCUUUGAACACGCUCAGUCCUGCGUCCUCAUCAUCGAGAUGCCGUCCGACCAGCAGUCCAACGGACACGCUCAGAAGAGGAAAAUUGGGAUUCCGUUCCGCACCAUCGUGGUGAGUCUUCUGUCUCAUCAGGUUCUGCUGCAGAACCUCUGCGACAUCCUCCUGGAGGAGUUCGUCAAACAGCCCGAGGGUCACGACAGGGUCACGCCUGUGACCUCUGACCCCAGCAGACCCACGGCCGGCUUCCUGCGCUACAUCUCCAUGACGAAUUUAGCCAUAAUCUUGGACCUGCUGCUGGACUCUUACAGGACGGCGCGGGACUUUGACACCCGCCCGGGUCUGAAGUACCUGCUCAUGAAGGUGUCGGGUGUUUGUGGAGCAGCGAAUCUUUACCGUCAGUCUGCCAUGAGCUUCAACCUGUACUUCCAGGCUCUGCUGAGCGCCACCCUCAGUCAGGCCGACGGUAUGACGGCUCAGCAGGUGAAGAGGAUUCUGCACGAGGAAGAGGAGGGUAGCUCCGACUCCUCUCGCCCCGGAUCUGCGUCUUCAGAGGACGAAGACAUCUUCGAGGAAACGGCACAGGUCAGUCCUCCUCGCGGCCGGGACAAACGUCACCCGUGGCGAGCGCCCAUCCCGUCGCUCAGCGUGCAGCCGCUGGGCAGCGCCGACUGGGCGUGGCUGGUGAAACGUCUCUACAAACUGUGCAUGGAUCUGUGCAACAGCUACAUCCAGAUGCACCGCGACCUGGAGAGCACGCUGGAGGAGGCGGCGCUGCUGAGAGGAGGGGGAGGAGACCACAUCUUCUUCCUGCCUCUCUUCCAAUCAGAGACUUCUACCCCGACGUCAGUGGGCGGGGUUUCAGCAAGGGAGACACCGUCGGAGGAAGGCGGGAACAGGUGUCAGGUUGCGGACGCGAGCGUGGCAUCACCAGGAGACACGCCCACGCAGAGUCCAGGAUUCAGCUGCACAGGAAGUUUGCCGCAUCACUUCCGGACCGGAGGAGAGCGAAGGGACUCCGGCAUCACAGCGAGCUCAUUAGGAGGCGAAGUGGGUUCGGGCAGGAGAAAGGAAUGGUGGGAAAAAGCCGGGAACAAACUUUACACCAUCGCCACCGACAAAACCAUCAGCAAACUGAUGAUGGAGUACAAACGCAGGAAGCAGCAGCAGCAGCAGCAGCAGCAGCAGAGCCACGUCAACCUGUUCAUGAAAGAGCAGGGCCGCACCGCCGCAGGGGGAGGGGGCAUGGGGGAGAGGAGGGGGCCCGCGGAGCCGCAGAGGGCCCCUCAGAGGCCCCAGCAGCUGGUGGACCAGCAGGGGCCGCCACUGAGGCACUCAGUCAGCGCAGGACCUGAAGUCCUGAGGCAGGAGAAGAGGCCGAGGUCUGGAUCCACCAUCAGCUCCCACAGCAUCUCACUGAGAGACUCCGAGGCUCAGAUCCAGGCGUGGACCAACAUGGUCCUGACUCUCCUCAACCAGACGCUCCUCCUGACCGACACCUCCUUCCUGGCGCUCCAGGCGGCGCUCUACCCCUGCCUCAGCCAGCUCUCCUGCCACAUCACUGACGCCCGGGUCCGCCAGGCGCUGCGUGAGUGGCUGGGCCGCGUUGGCCGACUCUAUGACAUCACUGUGUGACGCUGCGGCGAAGGAAUGAGACGAAGUGAAGGACGUAAACACACAAAACACAAAUCAGAGCGUUGCAGUCGGACGCUGUUUACCGCCGUCUUGUGGCGCCAUCGUUGUGGUCGUGUGGAUUGUAAGGCAGACUGUGACAUCAUCAGAUCUUUGAAAGAUGAUUGGCAGCUUGUGAAGACACAGUGACACGUGUGGCAUGAGAUGAUCUGAUUGGCCGAUGGUUUGUGAAUGUAACAGAUGAACGGAGACUUUACUGUGCAGUGGAUUCUGGGUCCUGUAGUUCACAUGCACACGUCAUGUUUCAUGUUCAGGCUUUUUUCCGCUUCUUGUUUGCUCGGCCGCUGUCUGUGGUCGUCAGGCGUGUGCGUCGCCCUCGUGCACAUGGAAACCACAGAUGAAGAACCACAGGAGAUGAAAACAUCACAGUGAACCUUCAGGAGGAUCUGAUCUUCAUUGGUUUAUUUUAUAAAUUGGCAUGAGCAGGUUUCAUUACAUUGUCAGGGAACAGAAAUCGUUAGUGACGUUGUUUGUACUUCGCUCGCCCGCUUUAAGAGGCAGAGCUGUUGCUUGUUACCGUGACGACACUCAGAUGUUCUGUCUCUUCUAACGUCCUCUUUAGAACUUUGACCACGACAUAGAUGUCGUCUUUAACUUCUGUCAGAUCAUGUGACCAUAGUAGUGGCUUCUGGGUAACACGUCGUCUUCAUAUUCUACGCCUCACUGUUUCAUACGUGUCAGAGGAGAUAAAGUCUGAAACUUGUGACUCCACACAGAAUGUAAAUACACGCCAUGACAUCCCAAAUAUGUUAAUUAGCUUAUUACAUCACCUGGACAUUCAGCGACUGGUCACUGAACAUUUGGUUUCUGAGUCUUCAUCUGCGUCUGGGUCACAUGAUGGUGAAAGAGAAAACACUUCAGAGUGAGGCAUCUUUACAUGUGUUGCACUCUUGAGGAUCUUUGAACUCGUCUCAUUCACGUCAUCAGUUCGUUUGAUUAAGAUAUUUAUUCUACACGUGUGUAUACGUGAACGAGUGAAUGAGUGAACGAGUGAGUGAGUGAACGAGUGAGUGAGU
This is a messenger RNA of Paralichthys olivaceus (Japanese flounder), 2753 nucleotides long. NCBI's taxonomy places the organism in Eukaryota, Metazoa, Chordata, Actinopteri, Pleuronectiformes, Paralichthyidae. The record is from RefSeq and is a predicted model, not a curated record.